Coregonus sp. 'balchen' is the source of this 2162-nucleotide messenger RNA. The record is from the annotation of a GenBank genome assembly. Lineage: Eukaryota; Metazoa; Chordata; Actinopteri; Salmoniformes; Salmonidae.
GUUUAUUGUCUCGUGUGGGGUCUCUAAAGCCAGUUAGCUAGCUAGAUACCUGGCUAGCAGCCUGUCAGAAGCUAGCUAGCUAACGUUAGUGCAGUAACUUAGCUGUCAAAACCAAGCCAAGUGCUUUGAUUUCCCAGCAAACUCAGAAUGCAUUGAUCUUGACAGUUUCCUGGGAAAACAUUUUUUAACAGAGGAUGACAGGUAAUAUCAAAAGUUAAUCGAAGUAUGAAAGAAGCUAGCUAGCUAGCCCUCUUUGUUUCUUGAGUGGGCCACCUUACUUAGCUUGCUAGCUAGCUAGCAUCCAAACACUUGUACUAGCAGCAGGCUGCAUCUGUAGUAUCAGGCUUCUUCACUGAUAUCGCCAGCAGUUGAAAAACAGGCUACUGUAUAAAAGUAGCUAGUCAUGAUUGAUAAGACUGUGCGGUAACGUUAAGUAUUCAUUUAAAAAUGUUAUUACAACUACUGUAGGAUAUGUAUUAUUUGUAUUGCCUUGAAGUGGAAUAAAUUAAUGGGGAAAUAUAAUUUUUUUCUUCAGGGAUGACUGCUUUUGAAGGACAACCUUUGUUGCCAUCCACACAUCUAUGAGAUCCCCACAUGUCUGAGGGACUUCCAAAAUGAAGAAAAUUAGUCUGAAAACAAUACGAAAGUCAUUCAACCUAAAAGGCAAAGAGGAGGGAGAGGAUGUUGUACCACAGCCAAAUUCAGCUACCAACUUUUCAACAGAUUCAGUGUUUGGAAAAUGUUAUAGCAAAGAACUUGUUUGUAACGACUUUGAUCAUGAGGAGGAGAAAAGCCCUAAGAACCGCUCCAAAAGUGAGAGUCUUAUGGGAUCACUGAAAAGGAGGCUUUCGGCAAAACAGAAAAGUAAAAUAAAAGAAAGUUCCACAUCCGUAACCUGUGAAGAUGACACAUUCUCGUGCUCCUCAGCACCCAUUUUCUUUAAUGAUGUCAAAUCACAACAUCAUCUAAGAUCUAGUAGUCACCAUUAUAGCCCCACGCCAUGGGCCCUCAGGGCAGCGAAUUCUGAGGAAACAUGCCUUAGAAUGGAUGGGAAAGUGAAAGCUAUGAUACACUCAUCAGACCCAAGCCCAUCUCUGUAUGGCAUUCAGAAAGAAUUCCCUGACCCCCAGAUGGAUAGGCCUUUUCAGGAUUCAUCCGAGAGCACUGAGCCUCAGAAUGGUGAUAUGCAUCUAGAUAUUGAUGAUGAAAAUGUGCCUGCAAUCAUUGGACUAUCACCUCAGAACUAUAUUCACUAUGCAAUGCCUUUAGAUGAUGAACUUGACCUUGCAGAAGGCUUGGAUGAUUCCUCUCCAAUAGAUGAGGUGGCUCAGCCUGCGGGCUUCCCUCCUCAUGCAGAGGAAGACCCCAUUGACCAGGAGGAGCUGAUGUCACCAGACAUUUUCAUGGACCCAUCAGUGAAUAGACUGCUCUAUGAAUCUGCAAGUGUCUUGAUUCCAGACUCUAGAAUAUAUUCUCCUCUCUCCCCUUUGCUACCUCAGCUACCUGGCAGUCACAUCCGAAGGAGUUUCCAAGUAUAUGGUGGUUCUUCUCACUCACAUGGUGCAGAGAGAGUGAUGCACCAUCUCAACUUUGACCCCAAUUCAGCCCCUGGUGUUGGCAGGGUUUAUGAUGCUGUUCAGCACAGUGGGCCCAUGAUUGUAACCAGCCUUACAGUAGAGCUAAAGAAACUGGCCAAGCAGGGUUGGUACUGGGGACCUAUAACGCGUUGGGAAGCUGAGGAAAAACUUGCCAGCCUACCAGAUGGGUCAUUCUUGGUGCGAGACAGCUCAGAUGAUCGUUAUCUUUUGAGCUUGAGCUUUCGUUCACAGGGUAAGACCCUCCACACCAGGAUUGAACACUCCAAUGGCAGUUUCAGUUUCUACGAACAGCCAGAUGUGGAGGGUCACAUAUCAGUAGUGGAACUCAUUGAACAUUCUAUCAGAGAUUCUGAGAGUGGAGCCUUCUGCUAUUCACGAUCUCGUACACCAGGGACUGCAACGUAUCCUGUCAGACUGACAAACCCUAUCUCAAGGUUUAUGCAGGUGCGUUCCAUGCAGUACCUCUGUCGGUUUGUCAUCCGUCAGUACACACGGAUCGACCUUAUCCAGAAAUUGCCUUUGCCAAACAAGAUGAAAGAUUACUUACAGGAAAAGCACUACUGA